UUUCUUUCUUUCAACUUUCUCUCUUACACAUUCUCUGUAUACCCUGUCUACUCCGUACCUCUCUACCUGUCUACCUGUUUACCCCUCCUAUAUCCGCUCCUAUCCUUACCCCACUACACAACGACACCAUGGCUGCCCCCACCGACGUCACGAUGAAGAACCUCGCCGGAGAGUGGGUGAUGGAUAAAACCAUCUCCAACCCUACCGAGCCCGUCCUCGCCCUGCAAGGUAUGGGCUGGAUGACCCGCAAAGCCCUCAACAUGGCCACCAUCACCCUCAACGUCAAGCACGCCGUCCCCGACCCCGCCAAGCCCACCGUCCACCAGAUCGACAUCGCUCAGUCCCUAACGGGCGGCAUCCCCGGCACCUCCGAGACCCGCAUCACGGACUGGGAGAAGCGUCUGCACGAGGACCACGUCUUCGGCAAGCUCGACGGCCAGUCGCGCUACCUGCGCGGCUCGUCCGUCGACGGCAAGGUGCGCCCUGCUGUUGUCGUCAACACCAAGGUUGAUGACGCCGUGCUCGCCGAGAAGGUCUCGCGCUUCCUGCGCGGCGAGAUCCUCGCUGAUGGCGCUGAGACGGAGGGGUUCCUUGUUGAGACUGAGGCGGCGGAGGAGUUUGGAGAGGGUGAGGGCCUUUGGUUGCAGAGCUUUGUCGUGAAUGAGGAGAAGAAGUGGACGGCGGAGCAGGUCUGGGGCUUCGAGAACAUCAACGGCCAGCGUCUCCACUGCCGUCGCGUGGUCGUCGCCAAGGAUGGCAAGUGCGAGAUGGCGCGACUUGUCUAUAGCUUCAGCAAGAAGGCCUAGACGAGUGGGGUUUGUAAA
Messenger RNA from Aspergillus candidus, 824 nucleotides. RefSeq lists its product as uncharacterized. The coding region runs from base 129 to 806 and encodes 225 amino acids. Lineage: Eukaryota; Fungi; Ascomycota; Eurotiomycetes; Eurotiales; Aspergillaceae. The transcript is spliced from 4 exons. The record is from RefSeq and is a predicted model, not a curated record.